Messenger RNA from Amorphotheca resinae ATCC 22711, 186 nucleotides. RefSeq lists its product as hypothetical. The record is from RefSeq and is a predicted model, not a curated record. The transcript has 2 exons. Bases 1 to 186 code for a protein of 61 amino acids. NCBI's taxonomy places the organism in Eukaryota, Fungi, Ascomycota, Leotiomycetes, Helotiales, Amorphothecaceae.
AUGCAGGUCAGACUCUACCACACAGUAAUUGCGAGCGAGAGUAGCAAUUUCGAGAACCUACUAACCUCGUCUGCAUCUCCGACACUCACAAGACCACCAGCUCCUCACUUCCCGCAGGCGACAUCCUCUUACACGCUGGCCACCUCUCGCAGUAUGGCGCUUUCGCCGAGAUCCAGGCCCAACUAA